Messenger RNA from Mesorhabditis spiculigera, 660 nucleotides. Lineage: Eukaryota; Metazoa; Nematoda; Chromadorea; Rhabditida; Rhabditidae. The record is from the annotation of a GenBank genome assembly.
AUGCUUGGCGCUUCUUUUUGCUUUUUCGUACUGUUAAAGCCUCUUCUUGGGAGUCUGUGUCAGCCCUCAUCCCCCGAUACGUGUCUCACCGGAUGGGAAUGCCAUAAUCUCUCGACCAAUAUUCCCAGAAUAUCUAUAUUUAAUGAAGCCCCACUUGGGGUUUGUCUAUUACCAAGGAAUACUCAAGCUCAAGAAGAAGAAGAAGAAGAACAGCCUGAAUUUCACGAAUUACGCGGAUCACUCAAAAAUCAAUGCAAUCACACCUCAUAUUAUACGCUACAAAUUGAAGAUCGAAUAGUACGCAACAAUCCGUCAUUAUAUACACUAAAUCAUGGACAAAUGACCGUAAAACCGGAAAGUAUACGUCAAAAUAUCCUAUUCCGGGAGAUGCUGCGGUAUCUAUUAUUGGAAGAUGCGGAAGAGACUUUUCUUGAAUGUAUGGAAUGUUCUAAAGAGAGGACAUAUUCACAGAGAGAAGCCGCGUUUGCACAGAUUACGGAUCUGUUCGUGGAUAUCUUAUGUCGUCGUGAUGAGGAAUGUCCAGCUAGAGAGAUCUGCAUCGAACACACAAAUAUCCACAAGUUAUUUUCACGAUUUUCCCUGCGAAAAUGGAAAAAAUUCCAGUCACGUGGCGAGAAUCAAUGGAUGUAUGGUGUGCAG